AGCCCGCUGUCCGAGAAUUGUGGCUCAGUGUGUUCACCAACCUCGGACUGUCACUAUAACGCGAUCGCUCCAAGUGUCCAAAAUAUUCGUUAUUCACUUUCGAUAAAUUCGGCACAGUGUUGGGUCCUCCAGGCAUCUGGAGAUUGCCCGAGCCAAAUCUUCACAAUUACCUCAUCGACGGUGGUUCUUUUUACAUUCACUCGUUUCAUCGUCGUAAUUCGUGAUUAAGUGUAAAUUGGAGAGAACAUGUUACUGGAGAAUCCUGUGCCUGGAUAUGUCGAUGACGCCUCAGGUGUCGUCUACGACGAUCGCCUAGAAAUGAACGAGAAUAACAACAACGUGACAAAUAGAAUCAACGGUGAUGGGGGUAUCAUGAGAACGGCUAUUCAAGAUUUCUACACUGGUCAGAACGUCUUUAUAACAGGGGGCACUGGAUUCCUCGGCAAGACACUGGUCGAAAAACUACUGAGAAGUUGUCCAGAUGUAUCAACAAUUUACCUCCUGGUGAGGCCCAAGAAGGCACAUAAUGUUGUUGAUCGAGUUGAUGAUUUAUUCAACGAACCGAUAUUCGAGCACCUGAAGACAAAUUCUCCCAAAUUUCGGCACAAAGUUGUGGCUGUAGCCGGAGACUGUGAGUCACCAAAUCUCGGAUUAUCAGAGAGCAAUCGAGAUUUAUUGAUUCAAGAGGUAUCAAUCGUCUUUCACAGUGCAGCAACAGUACGUUUCGACGAGAAACUACGUGUUUCAACAGCGAUAAAUGUUGGCGGUACCUUGGCAGUGCUAAAUUUAUGCAAAGAAAUGAAGAAGCUCAAGGCAAUGAUUCAUGUCUCGACUGCUUACUCAAAUUGUCAUCUGGACACAAUCGAAGAAUCCUUUUACUCUCAUCCCAUGCAGUAUGAGGACCUCAAAAUAGUGGUCAACACACUCUCAGAUGAUGCAGUCGACGACGUAUUACCGAGAAUCCUUCAGAAUUGGCCCAACACUUACACCUACACCAAGGCACUGGCUGAACAGGUGGUACAACAGAGAAGCAAGGAUUUGCCAGUCGGAAUAUUCAGGCCUGGCAUCAUAAUUUCGUGCGCUGAGGAACCUCUCCCUGGAUGGAUCGAUAAUUAUUAUGGACCCACUGGAGGUGUUGCAGCAGCACAAUUGGGUAUUCUAAAGAGUGUCCACUAUAAACCCGACAUUGAAGCCAAUGUUGUACCAGUAGAUUACACCGUCAACGGGUUGAUAGCUUCUGCAUGGGACGUGGCAACUCACUCUGACAGAAGAAACGAGAAAACACUGAUCUACAAUUAUGUAUCAACUGUGGAUGCCCCACUGCUAUGGGGAGACUACUACGACUAUUGUCUAGCAGGUGCUCGUGAAUUUCCCAUUCUGCAGGCAAAAUGGUACCUCACAUUCUCCCCAAAAGCAUCUUCCCUGUCUCACUCCCUAUCAGUUCUCUUUCUUCACCUAGUCCCUGCCAUUAUACUCGACUUCUUCCUCAUCUGCACCGGAAAUAAACCACGAACAUAUAAAAUGGUGACCAAGAUCUUCAAGUACCUGAGCGUUGUUCAGGAAUUUACUAUGAGGAAUUGGUCUUACAAAACUAACAACGUUCAACAGUUGUGGAAGCGUUUGGACGCCAAGGAUAAGCAAAAUUUCAAGUUUAAUCUUGAGAAUUUUGAUUGGCGGAAUUACUUCCGAAAUUAUCUGAUGGGGGUUAAGAUUUAUUUGUUCAAGGAGGAUCUAACCACACUCGAGGCUAGCAGGAAGAGGACACAGAGACUCCUCUGGUUGCAUCAAGGAACGAAAACAUUCUUCGGAUUGAUUAUGAUGUGGAUGGUGUGGAAGCUGUUCACUCCAUUAAUCUGAAUGAAAUUUUUUUCCCAAAUUGUGCCCGAAAAAAAUAAGGUUGGAUCUUGCUUUUUGUAAAUAUUAGACCAGAGGAAUAUUUUUAACGCGUUUUUGUUAUUUAUAUGUUACCAUCGACCAUCCAUGUAAUCUUGUUAUUACCCUAAUCAUCAGUACUACUAUGGUAUCCAAUAAUUUUCUAUGUAUAGUUUUUAUGCGAAAUCAAUGUGUUUUUUAUUUUAAUGCUUUAUGUAUCAAAUUAAAUAAAACAAGUUAUCAAUUUAA
Diachasmimorpha longicaudata is the source of this 2121-nucleotide messenger RNA. RefSeq names its product fatty acyl-CoA reductase wat-like. The record is from RefSeq and is a predicted model, not a curated record. The coding region runs from base 247 to 1857 and encodes 536 amino acids. Gene Ontology annotation, biological process: long-chain fatty-acyl-CoA metabolic process. NCBI's taxonomy places the organism in Eukaryota, Metazoa, Arthropoda, Insecta, Hymenoptera, Braconidae. The transcript is spliced from 9 exons. Gene Ontology annotation, cellular component: peroxisome. Gene Ontology annotation, molecular function: alcohol-forming very long-chain fatty acyl-CoA reductase (NADP+) activity.